Molecule: messenger RNA, 3319 nt
Organism: Rhineura floridana
Lineage: Eukaryota; Metazoa; Chordata; Lepidosauria; Squamata; Rhineuridae
Gene: HRAS
Product: HRas proto-oncogene, GTPase
Exons: 6
Coding region: 1004-1573 (189 amino acids)
Biological process (GO): Ras protein signal transduction
Cellular component (GO): plasma membrane
Molecular function (GO): GTPase activity; GDP binding; GTP binding
Source: RefSeq, a predicted model, not a curated record
AAACAGACCCUAAUGGAAGCGGCACAGGCAAUAGGAUGAGAGAAAAGGCGGGGAGAAUCGAGAACAGGCACGACGACACAGCCAGGCCAGAAAAUGGGCCUUUUGGGGGGGUAGGAGUAGACGAGGGAAACGCGGAGACUAUAGAGUGAAGACGUCUCUAAGACGGAAAGCGAGCCAGCAAAUGAAUAAAAGGAAACAUUUUGCCCAACGAAAGAGAGCUCCACCCGGAAGCAAGGGAGAGGAGCCUUUAUUUCACUGGAAGCUGCGAUCUCUAAAAAUAAGCUUUGCAAAAGGCAAUUGUCUCGCUACGCUGUUUCCUCCCUCCUCCUCUAGCCCCUUCAGACCUCCUAACACCCAGGCCAAAGCAGCAGCUGUGGCGGUGGCACCGGCAGGCGGGGCAAGGGAAGAAGGGAGCUCUGAGCGUGAUUGACAGGUCUCGCAGCCCACCACUAGGUCGGAGUAGCGGGGGAGACGCUGUCGGGUGCCCGAAGGUUGAGCUGAAGCGCCUAUCAGCUGCUCCGGGAGGUUGUGAGUGUAUAGUGGGCGGUGAGCGAGCAGAGUUUGGGCGUAUGCUGCUCACUGCCUGGGGCUCGCCUUGUGCACACGCAUACAUUGUCCAAGCCGCCACCGACGUAAGAGCAGCCCCCUCUGAGCCAGCGAGCGCCUUGGUGUUUGGGGCCAAUGCCGGGAGGGCGCUGCAAGAAGGGGGCUCCUCCGCCGCCUAGGUGGAAAGUUCACCCCUGCAUCGGACCAACGGGGAACUGACUAAGAGCAACCAGCCUCCUGCAGGCAAAGGCACGUACGGAUCUGUGGAUCUCUCCAAGGGAUUGCCCCCCCAUGAAAACUUUGCAUAGCUCCCCACGCUUCCUUUAAAAAGCCCCGCUUACUCCCCUGAAAAAGCUCAGCACUUCUGCCUUGCAAGGAAAGUAGCCUUGUGGGGGAGAGACAGCAGACAGUUGGUCACUGUGUCGUGAGGGAACCCUGAGCUGGGGUCGACCAGAAGAUGACAGAGUACAAGCUGGUGGUGGUUGGAGCAGGAGGCGUUGGGAAAAGUGCUUUGACCAUUCAGCUUAUUCAGAACCAUUUUGUUGAUGAGUAUGAUCCAACAAUAGAGGACUCCUACAGAAAGCAAGUAGUCAUUGAUGGAGAGACCUGUUUGUUAGACAUCUUGGACACAGCUGGCCAAGAAGAGUACAGCGCCAUGCGAGACCAGUACAUGCGGACAGGAGAAGGCUUCCUUUGCGUCUUUGCUAUUAACAACACCAAGUCCUUUGAAGAUAUUCAUCAGUACAGGGAGCAGAUCAAAAGAGUGAAGGACUCUGAUGAUGUCCCCAUGGUGCUGGUUGGGAAUAAGUGCGACCUUCCAGCCCGGACUGUGGAAACUCGGCAAGCCCAGGAGUUGGCUCGGAGCUAUGGGAUUCCCUACAUAGAGACAUCUGCCAAAACUAGACAGGGAGUUGAAGAUGCUUUCUAUACUUUAGUGCGGGAGAUCCGGCAGCACAAACUACGCAAAUUGAAUCCCCCAGAUGAAAGUGGCCCAGGCUGCAUGAAUUGUAAAUGUGUGAUAUCUUGACUAAGCUGACCAGACUGUGUCUUCGAGGGAUUUCCACUGUGUGUAGUGCAGAGACAGAGGCAACGUGAAAGAAGAAUCAAAUGGAUUCAAGGGAAGGGGACAGACCAGAUGGUGUCUGCGGGCCCCAAGAGCUCCGCACAGACUGUCUCAAAACUUCACCAAGGCCUGCAAAGAACUAUUUUUUAAUUUUAAACAUUCCCCUCCUCUUUUUGCCUCCUCCCCCUCCUGGCAACUUGUACAAAGCCACAGGUUGAAUUGCAGUAAAUUAUUAUAUGAUGGUCUUCACACUGGUUUCUGUGUCCCUGUCCCAGAGGAUUGACUGGCAUUGCCUAUUCUUCUGGAGCAGGCCCAUGCAGAGCAGCAGAGCAUGGUGUUCCUUCAGUCUGUUUGACCUCAUCUCCUUGAUAGGGGCCAAAGCUGGUUGGAUCUGUGCAAGUGACCUGGCCUGCCACUUUGCUCUUUUUCUGAAAGGCAGUUCUUAAAACCAAAUGUGUAAUACCUGGGUUGAGCAGCUCCAUGCCUGUAUCACAGAAGGAAAGGUAGCUGUUGUCUGUAGAAGAUAAUGCCUCUCUAGAAGGUGCUGCCAAGACAUUCCACCCACCGCCACUUUACCAUUCUCUAGCGGUAGGGAAAGUUACAUGCUUCCAAUUGGUCUCAACCAGUUCUGGAGUUGAGGGAAGGAAAGUAUAUAAAGGUAUCCUUUAUGAAUGGGUUCCCUGCUAAUUCUCAAAUUGCUGUUCCCUGAGUUUUGUUCCACUCACUUUUGCCUAUUGGUUUACAUUGAUGCAAAAAUGGAAGAUGAUUCCUCCUCUUUGUUCUUGGCCACUGUUAACGCUUCCCUAUGCUAGAAGCCCCCAGUGGGUUUCCUUGCAGAGAGUAAUAGUUCUGUUGAGUGAAAGUUCCCUGCAGGUCUGGAUUGUGUUCUCUAAUAUCUGGAAGAGGGGAUUGCAUUUCUUUGAUGUGACUUUUUUUCCUCUUUUUGUGGUGCUGGAAGGACUUGUCCGUAUGUGUAAAUAUAUAAAUGACUAUACAGCAACUUGUUGAGAGACUGAAGGAUGUUUGAUUCUAAAACUUAGUCCUUGUGUUUCCCUGAGCCCAACUACUGUUUCAUUAAUUACCUUAUGGGGGUUGAAGGGAAGGCGGAGACAACCCUUAAUUGUACUGUUGAGGGGGGGAUGGGAUUGGGAGCUGUGCUGUCUUUUGUCUCCCUGAACCAUCAUGUCUUAUGGGGAUGGGUGGGGUGGGAGGGAGAGCCAGGGGACAAGAACUGGUUGGCUUUCCUGUGUUGUAAGUUGGCCUUUUUCUGAGCAGAGUUUUUUAUGCUUGUUGCCUGUGCUGGGGCUGACUGCAUUGAUGUGCUUGCAAAUCUUGUGUACUUCCUGGAGGUGGAGCUGGUCUCUGGAGGCACCGGAGCAUCUUUUCUUGUUCCUGCUCUGACCGCCUCUUUCCUUUGCAGCCACUAUGCCUAUGCUGCUGCAUGCACAGCUCAAAUUCCUGCUCUUCAGGGGGCAGCUCCUCUGUAUUACUGUGACCGUACCGGUUAUACUUGCUGUUUAUUAUAAGUUUUGCCAGUAAGAUAGUCAAACCAGGCACUCAGAACUAACUGAGUUAAGGAAAAACAAAUUCCUUCCAAUAAUUAGGUAACUGGUAUGGAUUUUUAAAAGGGGGAAACUGAUCCAAUGUUGGAGGUGUAAAGGAGAAGCCAAAUCUAGCCUUAAAUGUCAUUAAAAUGGUGUUGUUCCCAAA